AUGGACGAGGCUGAUAUCAACGCACUGCCUGAAGACAGCAGUGACAAUGAGAACGUUGAGAACGAAACCCCGUCUGAGCCUGAACAAGCUGCCCAGGUACCAUCACUGGUGUCAAAGAAACGCAAGCCAGCAAAAGCAGCAUCUACAUACAGGUCCAAGAAACCGAGACUAAGUAAUCAGGACGACGUCGUCGAUCAGCAAGCUGGUGAUGAGUCUAUGGCAGAGGCACCCAGAACCUCGCAGGCCAAUGAAAUCACCUGGAUUCCAUCUGGAUCUCAGAAAAAGAGAGCUCUGUAUGGAAAGCAGCGCAGUAUACCUCCUCCGCCACAGCGAACGACAUCGCCCAAGCUAAGAAAGACCGCUGCCAUUCCUGAUGCAGUCUCGGACAAUCACCAAAGUCACGUAUCUUUUAAGGAAUAUGACACCGCAAUAAAGGAGCCAGAGCGACCGAAGAAGCAGCUGAAGACAUACGACAUGCCAGCACCGGCCUCUUCAAUAACCAUAACCUCAAGUGGUGGUAGUGAAGCAACUUCAUUAUCUGAGCAGCCGGAUGAACCAAAUCGGUCACCUCUCUCGUCGCCUGCAACAACGCCGAUGUCAGUCAAAGGAGAUGACGAAGAAGAAUCGCAGCAAAGACGUAAUCUAUGCCCUUACUGCAACAAAGAGAUCGACCGCUCACGUCUGGAGGUUCCCGUGGAUCUCAACGAGCUGCGCUAUGCACCCAUUAAAGACCAACAGAAAUUUUGCCGUGAACACAGUGUCGCCGAUGCCCAGCAUCUGUACGAAAAGAACAAUUAUCCUGCUAUGAAAUGGCUAGCUCUGAAAGGAAGGAUCACGAAGCACAUACCCAAGCUCAAGCGGAUACUGCAGCGAGAGAUUGACAGCCACUUCCUUACACAGAUCGAUGCGCGCCUUGCUGGUGUGAAGAACCGCAAACAGAUGCGGCAAUUUCUCGACCAGCAGGGUAAAGAUGUUGAUGCCUUCCCACCGGGGUACUACGGUCCAAAAGGGACACAUAUCAUGGCUGAGGUUAUUGCUUCCAAGUUGUCGAGUAGCCUCAGUGGGAAGGACGUAGACGAUACCCUCAGAAGGAUAGGUAUUGGGCAGUAUGUCCAAUUCGUGCUGGUGCCGGAAUGCACAGCACUACUUGUUAUGGAAGACAUGAAAGUCGCUGAAGAGGAGGCUCGAGUGAUCAUGAUAGAGAGCUCACACGCCGGUGUACUUUUGCACCCGGAAGAUGAAGUGGUCCAUCGACAAGACGAGGAAGACUGA
Messenger RNA from Cyphellophora attinorum, 1272 nucleotides. RefSeq lists its product as uncharacterized. The coding region runs from base 1 to 1272 and encodes 423 amino acids. The transcript has a single exon. NCBI's taxonomy places the organism in Eukaryota, Fungi, Ascomycota, Eurotiomycetes, Chaetothyriales, Cyphellophoraceae. The record is from RefSeq and is a predicted model, not a curated record.